ACAUCAAUUUGUCUUGACGACGAGAUCACAGCUGUGCAAAACGGUGAAAACAUAAACAUUAGAUUUUAUAAACGAACAUUUUAGUGGCAGAAAUUGCAUUUAGUUUAAAUUUGCAAGUUAAAAAAUCGUUUUAUAGGUACUGCUUGAAAAUGGUACAAUACUGAAAAGUUCUCCUGUGGGUUUCGGAAAUCCAGUCUGCAUUUCCCAAUUGGCUAUCUGUGGAUUUGAGAUUCUGGACACCAAAACAAAACGCACAUAAGUGACUAAAAGCACUAAAACUAGAGUACUAUUACCAGUGGCCCUAUAAUGAUCACCCUGACGCGGAAGAAGAAAGAAGCCAGCAGCAACUCGAUAGCGGACUCUACUAAGCGCAUUUCAAUAAGAGAGUUUCUUCUGGUGAAGGAAGUACAGGAACUGGAGCAAAAUCUACCGAGCACCUGCAAAAUCAGCUUCCAGGAUCCCAACGUUCUUAGUGAUUUCACUCUGAGUAUCUCACCCAACGAGGGCUUCUGGCAAGGAGGCCGAUUCAAGUUUAGCAUUCAUGUGCCCGAGGAGUAUAAUAUGGCGCCUCCAAAAGUAAAAUGUCUCACCAAACUGUGGCAUCCUAAUAUUUCCGUUGAGGGAGACAUAUGCCUAUCACUCCUCAGACUGAACUCGAUAGACGGGCUUGGGUGGGCCCCUACGCGGCGGUUAAAAGAUGUCAUCUGGGGCUUAAAUUCACUAUUCACGGACCUGCUAAACUUUGACGACCCGCUUAACAUUGAGGCAGCAGAACAGUACUCCAAGGACAAGGACAAAUUUCAGGCCAAAGUGCGGGAAUACGUUUCGGCGUAUGCGAGGAGAUAAUCGAGCUUAUUCUUCGGGAAACGUGUGACCAGCGAGGUUCGAUUGCAGACGAGGGUGUGUGUGAUAACAAACCGCCACAAAGACAUGCGACAGCGCAGCAUCAGCGGCGGUUAAAUAUGGAAUGCAAACAAUAGAGAGCCACCAGCAGAAACAGUCAAACUCUGUCUUCGAUUUUAUUAUUUAGCAAAUCAUCACACUGGAAUACUAUGCAAAUAUGUGUUUCAGGCAGUUCAGUUUUAGUAAAUUUUGUGUUUUAAAGCAGGUAUAAAAGUUCGGUAUGUACCGUUUUAAGAUUUUUAUUCCAUAUCCAUAUGGUGCACCAAAAGUGUAAUGCGAUCAGUAAAGUCAUUUCCAAAUAUGUUGAGCAUGUUUUGUUUCCAUAUUGUAAUUACUUAUACUCAUAUUAGCAAUUUAACUUAAUUGGGAAACUGAUAUAAAUUAAUAAUAGCUGUAAUAAACUAUUUCAAACAUUAAA
Molecule: messenger RNA, 1321 nt
Organism: Armigeres subalbatus
Lineage: Eukaryota; Metazoa; Arthropoda; Insecta; Diptera; Culicidae
Product: NEDD8-conjugating enzyme UBE2F-like
Exons: 3
Coding region: 307-846 (179 amino acids)
Source: RefSeq, a predicted model, not a curated record